Messenger RNA from Pediculus humanus corporis (human body louse), 834 nucleotides. RefSeq names its product ubiquitin ligase SIAH1, putative. Bases 1 to 834 code for a protein of 277 amino acids. Gene Ontology annotation, molecular function: zinc ion binding; ubiquitin conjugating enzyme binding; ubiquitin protein ligase activity. The record is from RefSeq and is a predicted model, not a curated record. Gene Ontology annotation, cellular component: cytoplasm. The transcript has a single exon. Gene Ontology annotation, biological process: proteasome-mediated ubiquitin-dependent protein catabolic process; multicellular organism development. Lineage: Eukaryota; Metazoa; Arthropoda; Insecta; Psocodea; Pediculidae.
AUGAGCAACGGAUCCAACUCUGGUAGUGAAAUGUCCAAGAGACGUGCCCUACCUGGAACUUCGAGUGCCGUUGUAGCCCCGGAUCUAGCCAGUCUUUUCGAGUGCCCCGUUUGCUUCGAUUACGUUCUACCCCCCAUACUCCAAUGUCAAAGCGGUCAUCUCGUGUGCUCCAGUUGUCGUCCUAAACUCACUUGUUGUCCCACGUGUCGGGGCUCAUUGGGAAACAUCCGAAAUCUCGCUAUGGAAAAAGUAGCGAGCACGGUCAUGUUCCCUUGUAAAUAUGCCGCCACCGGUUGUUCCGUUCUUCAAUUGUACUCUGAAAAAGUCGAACACGAAGAAGUCUGCGAAUUUCGGCCAUUCCAAUGCCCCUGUCCCGGAGCUUCGUGCAAAUGGUUAGGAUCCCUCGAUCAGGUGAUGCCUCACCUCGUCAGCUCACAUAAAUCCAUCACUACCCUUCAGGGCGAAGACAUUGUUUUCCUAGCAACUGAUAUUAAUCUUCCCGGUGCCGUAGACUGGGUCAUGAUGCAGUCUUGUUUCGGACAUUGUUUUAUGCUCGUGUUAGAAAAACAGGAAAAGUUUGACGGACACCAGCAAUUUUUCGCAUUGGUUCAAUUGAUUGGUUCUCGGAAACAAGCCGAAAACUUUGGAUACCGUUUAGAAUUAAAUCGACAGAGAAGACGAUUGACUUGGGAGGCGACUCCGCGCUCAAUACACGAAGGAAUUGCCACUGCCAUCGUUAAUUCUGAUUGUCUUGUCUUUGACACGAGCGUCGCUCAACUCUUUGCUGAUAAUGGAAACCUUGGAAUCAAUGUAACUAUAUCAAUAGUUCGGUAA